Messenger RNA from Hevea brasiliensis (rubber tree), 512 nucleotides. RefSeq lists its product as uncharacterized. The record is from RefSeq and is a predicted model, not a curated record. The coding region runs from base 98 to 355 and encodes 85 amino acids. The transcript has a single exon. NCBI's taxonomy places the organism in Eukaryota, Viridiplantae, Streptophyta, Magnoliopsida, Malpighiales, Euphorbiaceae.
CACAAGGCAAGAUAUCAGUCUUUUUUCCUAGCUACUAAACAUUUCACAUCAAACCAGUUUCAGUUCUCUGUUCCAGUCCAUAGUUUACAAGAUAAAAAUGAGUUCUACAAGCAGAGCUUGGAUGGUAGCAGCAAGUAUAGGAGUAGUAGAGUCACUGAAAGAUCAAGGAUUGUGCAGAUGGAACUAUGCACUGAGGUCACUUCAACAACAUGCCAAGAACAAUAUCAGAUCAUAUUCUCAGCAGCCUAAAAAAUUGCUUUCUGCUGCUUCAAAGAAGCUGAGAGAUGAGAAGUUGAAACAAUCUGAGGAGUCUCUCAGAACAGUUAUGUAUUUGAGCUGUUGGGGUCCUAAUUGAACCCUCACACUUGUUAAUGUAGUGCCAGUUUUGCAUUGAAUGUAUAUAUAACUGCCUUUCAUUAUUUAUAUGUGUGUUCCUUCAGCCCUUUUAUGUCUGCAAUUUCAGUCUUGGAUUGUUUGAGGAUUCAUGAAAUUUCAAACAUUUUUUUCUUAAA